Naegleria gruberi is the source of this 653-nucleotide messenger RNA. RefSeq lists its product as uncharacterized. Lineage: Eukaryota; Heterolobosea; Eutetramitea; Acrasida; Naegleriidae. Bases 1 to 636 code for a protein of 211 amino acids. The record is from RefSeq and is a predicted model, not a curated record. The transcript has a single exon.
AUGAAACAACAACUUUUCACUAUUCUCCUUCUUCUCAUCUCCCUCCUCUCCUUCACAUUAGCACACGACGGUCACAAAUCAUUGGUUUUCGAUUGGGUCAUGAUGUCAAACGAAUCUGUCACAACUGUCAGUGCUCUUGAUUUACUCAACAAUGAAGAAGCCAUUGAAAUUAGAGUUCCAAGAGUACCAAUCGGUGGUGAUAACUCCAAGAGAGCAUUCCUUAAAUUUUCACAAAUUGCCACUCAACCAUACUUUUUGACUUUUGACACUUCCUCGCUCAAUACCAGUUGUCUAAUUGUCAAGAGUAGAAUUGGCGCCAAACCAAGAACUGAUCGACCAAGCACUUCCUACAAAUAUCCAACUGAACUCACUCAAUUUGACAUUUUGGAUGGUGGUUGCGAUUUCUAUAUCGAGUUUCGUCCAGAUUUUUAUAAUCCUUCAACUGAAAAUGCUUCAUGUAUUGCUAAAUUUGAGAUUAUUCAAUCAUUGUGUGAAAAUAGUGCAUGUAAAAGUCAAAAUGGAACAUGUGCUGAUGAAUUGGCAUAUGAAGCUAGAAUGAAUGACAUGUCAGUAAUCAAGACAUCAUGGGUUUUGAUUUGUUUGUUAUUUGCACUGGUUGCAAUUAUUUUUAAUUAAAAAGUGGAAUUUUUUUG